AUGCAUUUCCAACUUCCAAUUCUUCUGGCUUUGGUGACGCUUGCUGUAGCCUUCCCAAAGUGGGACAAGGACAACAAGAAAGGUGGUUCAUCGGAUGGCAAGGACGGUGAUGGCGAUCACAAGGAUGACCCACAGCCAUGGGAUGGAGAUAAACAUGACGGCCACAAUCGCACCAUCUGCAUCUCUAUUCCCGAUGAAAAAUCUUGGUUUGCUAUCAGCCCUUCUGGCGAUAAGCAUUCUUUUGAUGACCUGAAGUGGGAUUCUGGCUCUGGUAGCUCCGAUGGCAGCUACUAA
This is a messenger RNA of Penicillium brevicompactum, 294 nucleotides long. RefSeq lists its product as uncharacterized. Bases 1 to 294 code for a protein of 97 amino acids. The record is from RefSeq and is a predicted model, not a curated record. The transcript has a single exon. NCBI's taxonomy places the organism in Eukaryota, Fungi, Ascomycota, Eurotiomycetes, Eurotiales, Aspergillaceae.